AUGACAAAAUUUACAUCAUCUCCCAAGUUGAACCAGGCAGAACCAAUUGCUAUCAUUGGUAGCUCUUGUCGAUUUCCGGGAGGAGCCACAUCACCAGCCGCACUUUGGGAGUUGCUUCAAAAGCCACGAGAUGUUCUACAGAAGAUCUCCUCCGAUCGUUUCAACCCCACGGCGUUUUACCACAAGGAUGCCGAUCACCACGGAACAACGAAUGUCCAGCAUGCCUAUCUGUUAGCAGAAGAUCCAUGCAAGUUUGAUCCAUCGUUUUUCAAUAUCACCUCCCGUGAAGCAGAAGCCCUAGACCCUCAACAGAGGGGACUGUUAGAGGUUGCAUAUGAAGGCAUAGAAAGCGCUGGAUAUGGCAUCGAAGGCCUUCGAGGGACAAACACCGCAGUCUUUGUAGGGUCAAUGACUGCCGAUUACUACGACAUUCAAAUGCGUGAUAUCAACACUGUUCCCCAAUAUCUAGCGACAGGAACAGCUCGUAGUAUAUUAUCAAAUCGCAUUUCCUACUUUUUCGAUUGGAAGGGCCCGUCAAUGACUAUUGACACGGCAUGUUCAUCCAGUUUAGUUGCUGUCCAUCACGCAGUGCAAAGCCUGAGAAAUGGCGAGUCAUCUGUGGCAAUUGCAGCGGGAACCAACCUCAUUUUCGGUCCUGAGAUGUUCAUAUAUGAGUCCAAACUACACAUGCUAUCGCCUGAUGGUCGUUCUCGGAUGUGGGACGCGGGUGCAAACGGUUAUGCUAGGGGGGAGGGCUUCGCUGCUAUUGUAUUAAAGCCUUUGUCAAAAGCACUAGAGGAUGGCGAUGAGAUCGAAAGCAUCAUCAGAGAAACCGGUGUCAACCAGGAUGGUAGGACGAGAGGAAUUACAAUGCCGAGUCAUGAAUCUCAAGAAGACCUCAUACGCAAAACUUACGCAAAAGCAGGACUGGACCUGUCACGUCCCGGUGAUCGCUGUCAAUAUUUUGAAGCGCAUGGUACGGGCACAAAGGCAGGCGACCCGAUAGAAGCACGAGCUAUCUCUCAAUCAUUCGUCAAUGGAGAAAGUCCUGGGAAAGGGGACCCUUUAUACGUUGGAUCGGUCAAAACCGUCAUUGGCCAUCUCGAGGGCGCAGCGGGACUUGCAGGAAUAUUAAAAGCUUCACUAGCUCUUCAGAAAGCCCAAAUACCGCCAAACCUUCUUUUCGACACUUUGAAUCCAGAAGUUGAACCAUUUUAUAAAGGUUUGAAGAUCCCAACGACUUUGACAAAUUGGCCUAUUCUUCCCGUCGGCGAGCGCCGACGAGCUAGUGUAAACAGUUUUGGGUUUGGAGGGACUAAUGCUCACGUUAUAUUGGAGAGUGUUGAUCGAGCAUCGUCUCUAGAAGAAGUUGCACCGAGAUCGAGCAACGAGACUCUCUCUAUUCUCCCCAUUUGCUUAUCCGCAGCAUCUGAUAUCUCCUUAGUGGACCUCUUAAGACGAUAUGUUGCUUAUAUAGAGGGAAACACAGAGUUGAACUUGUCACAUUUGGCGUCAACACUUCUUUUUCGAAGGUCCAAUUUGCCUCGAAAAGCAUCUUUUGCCGGUUCCGAUGCAAGAUCCCUCUGUGAGGCAAUGACAGCGAAAAUUUCAGAGUUGACAGCACAGAAGACUCAAAUAAUUCCUGCUAAAUCUGAGACUACCAACUCAAAAAUACUGGGCGUAUUUACUGGCCAGGGUGCUCAAUGGGCGACAAUGGGAUCAGGAUUGCUCCAAUCCUGCCCCUUAUUUGCAACAACAAUUCAGAACCUCGACCGCGAACUCUCAAAUCUGCCUGAUCCACCUGCGUGGACAUUAACAGAGGAAAUAAAAGCACAAUCCGCCGAAAGUCGUGUUGGUGAAGCUUUGAUAUCCCAACCGCUAUGUACGGCGUUACAAAUAGGAUUGGUCGAUGUCUUAAAAUCGGCAGGCAUCAAACUUCAUGCAGUCGUUGGCCAUUCUUCGGGCGAGAUAGGUGCUGCUUAUGCUGCCGGUAUAAUUUCUGCAAGAGAAGCAAUUUGUAUUUCUUAUUACCGUGGACUUUACGCCCACCUGGCUGGGGGUUUGGAUAAUGAGCAAGGUGGCAUGAUCGCCUCUGCUUAUAACUUUGAUCAAGCCUCGGUGCUUUGUAACCAAGAUCAGUUCGAAGGGAGACUUUGCGUCGCAGCUUGUAACAGUCCUAACAGUGUCACUUUGUCUGGUGAUAUGGACGCGAUUGAGGAAGCCAAGGAACACUUUGAUGGCGAAGGCACAUUCUCAAGAAUUCUCAAAGUUGACACUGCCUAUCAUUCACAUCACAUGGAACCUUGCGCAGAGCCAUAUAUGGCUGCACUGCGCAGUUGUAACAUCACUCCAAGAACAUCUGCAGCACCAGUUUGGAUAUCUUCUACGUACGAUACUUGGGAUUCGACCUCUCAAGAUCUGUCUCUGUUGAAGGAUACAUACUGGAAGGACAAUAUGACUGGACAGGUUCGUUUCUCGCAAGCAAUAUGCAGGGCUGUAGAGCAAGAAGGCCCCUUCGAUACGAUCAUCGAAAUCGGUCCUCAUGCUACAUUGAAGAAUCCAACGCUGAAAACUAUUAAAAACUUCAGCAACCGUGAAAUCCCACUUCAAUAUCAAGGGCUUUUGGAGCGCGACAAAAACGAUCUGGUUUCGUGUGCAAAGGCAAUGGGCGGCCUCUGGUCACAACUGGGACCUGAAUGCGUUGACGUGAAGGCUUAUAGCAAGCUCUUUUCCGUGGGGCCACAUACCCAGCAUGUGACCUUGCUGAAAAAUCUUCCUACCUACCCAUGGCAACACACCGCUCGUUACUGGAAAGAGUCUCGCAUUUCACAAAGAUUUCGUCUGUCACAGGAAGCACCACACGAGCUUCUUGGGUGCAGAGUACCAGAUGAUAAUGACCAUGAGAUGAGGUGGAGAAAUCAAUUGAGUGUGGAAGAAAUACCUUGGACGCGUGGUCAUGUGUUCCAAAGCCAGCCGUUGUUUCCCGCCGCUGGGUAUAUCUCCAUGGCGCUCGAGGCUUCAGUCAGGUUAGCGCAAGGAAGGGAGAUACGAGCCAUAGAGCUUGUCGAUAUGUCAAUUAAGAAGGCCAUUAUUCUGGAGAGUUCGAAAAGUGUUGAGACAUUAUUCACGAUGGCGACACAGAGUAGAACCCAAGAGGAAUGCGGAGAGAUUAUCACAGCACACUUCAAAUUGUACGCAUAUGACAACCAAUGUUCGGAUGAUCCUGAGCACUUUGGUGGUCAUGUCAAUCUAAUUCUCGGAUCUGCAACCUCAAAUUUGCUACCAUCUCGUCCUAGUGCGCAGACACCCCUUGCUGAGGUAAACGUCGACAGAUUCUAUGAGUCUUUGUCGGCCAUAGAUCUCGACUAUACCCAAGACUUUCGAGGUAUACUGAAGCUACACAGACGCAUGGAUAAAGCAUGUGCAUCUGUGCAGAGAACAGCUAGAGACACCAACGGUAAUGAGUUACUGGUACAUCCAGCUUUUCUGGAUGUCUGCUUACAAACGCUUUUCGCUGCCUUUUGUGCUCCUGGCGAUGGGAGUUUAUGGACAACAUAUCUUCCAACAAAGGUCGGAAAAGUCGUUAUCAAUCCAUCUCAAUUCGGGCGAGGCAAUUCUAUGCUUGCGACAGUUGACAGCCACGUCACAUUGGCGUCAUCUCACGCCGUAGCUGGAGAUAUUGAGAUAUUUGACCUUGAAGACAACAUGAUGAUACAAAUACAACAACUUGAAUGCACCUCAUUUUCUCCAGCAAACCCGAGCAAUGACCGCAAGCUAUUCUGCAAGACAGCUUGGAUGGCGGAUAUCAUGAGCGGCUCCCCAGAUGAUGCAGUGAAGUUGGAAGAUCCCGAAAACCAAGACGAGAUCAUCGAAAUAUGCGAACGGGCAGCUUUCUUCUACCUCAGAAGGUUAAGACAAGCAAUCUCUUUGUCAGAGGAACCUUCAUUCAAGGUCCAUUUCCAACGACUGUUGAAGUUCACCAGCUACAUCACUCCCCUCCUGGCCUCUGGAAAUUACGAAGGCGUCGACGCUAAGUGGACCGCCGACUCACUGGAAGCUAUCGAAGCCUUAGUGCAAAAAUAUCCAGAUGUCGUCGAUUUACAGUUGGUGCACGUAGUCGGAAGCAACCUGAUUGAUAUUGUCCACGAGAAAGUGGAUACUCUUGAGAUCAUGCGAAACAACAACAUGCUGGAUCGCCUGUAUGUCGAAGGGAUUGGCUUCCGAAAUGCCAACAUGAAUGUCUCUGCUAUUUUGAAUCAAUUAUCACACAGACAUCCUCAUAUGAAUAUCCUUGAAAUUGGUGCUGGAACUGGAGGGACCACGCGGAGUGUGUUUGAAGGUCUUCGACGGAAAUAUUCUGCCUACAAGUAUACCGACAUUUCUUCGGGAUUCUUUGAAUCGGCUCGUCAAAUAUUCAAGGAUGAGGCUGAUAAAUUGACGUUUACGAAACUUGAUAUCGAAUCUGAUCCCUCUCUUCAAGGAUUCCAAGACAAUUCUUAUGAUCUCAUUGUUGCAUCUAACGUUCUGCAUGCGACACGGACCCUGAAGAAAACCAUGACGAAUGUUCGGAGGUUGCUGAGACCAGGUGGCUAUCUAGUGCUUAUGGAAAUUACUGGACAAAAUCUACGGAAUCAAUUCAUCAUGUCUGCUCUUCCAGGCUGGUGGCUUGGUGUAGAUGAUGGUCGUCCUCACGCUCCAACUAUCAGUGAAGUACAAUGGGAUUCACUCUUACGAGAAACAGGCUUUUCCGGAAUUGACGUGGUCAAGCGUGAUAGGGAAGCCACAUUUCGCCAUUCCAAUUCGGUCAUGGUCACUCAAGCUCUUGAUCAAACAGUUGAGAUUUUGAGAGAACCUACGAGCUUUUUGGAAAUGAUACCUAAGCCAGAACGUCUCGUUGUCGUUGGUGGCAACGACUUGACGACGGUCAAGAUAGUCGGUAGUAUACAGAAACUGCUUAGACCUUGGGGUUUAGCGAUUCAUGUUAUAAAAAGUCUAGAAGAUCUGGAUGUUUCACGACUUGAUUUCGGAAGCACCUCCAUUGUUUCACUUCUAGACUUUGAAUCUUCCUACUUUAAAAACUUCACGACCACCAAACUCAAAACACUGCAAAACGUUCUCGAAAAGUCAAGACAAGUGCUAUGGGUUUCCAAGAAUGGCCGAUCCACGAACCCAGAGGCAAACAUGAUGACUGGACUUUCGCGGACCCUGCAAUUCGAGUUACCUCAUCUGACAUUCCGUACGCUAGAUGUUGAGGAGGAUAACGCAACCCCACAAGAGCUAGCACACCAAAUUACGGCAAUAUUUCUCCGAAUAAUGCUUGAGACGGCCGAAAAUCCAAUGCAAGGUGUUUUGUGGAGUGCGGAGCCGGAACUGAUGUAUCAGAACGGCAAUGUCAUGAUUCCCAGGAUUAUUCAGAAUGAACAGUUGAAUAACCGGCUUAAUUCCAUUCGAAGACCCAUACUGCAGCCAGUCGACAGCAAGGAUCUAGCCAUUGAGUUGAAACGAGAUCAUUCUAAUCAGUCGUUUUCAGUCCAGCAGCUAGACCUGGCGAAUGAUCAUCCAAGCAGCUCGGACACCGUCGCUAUACGAGUCAAGUUCUCUUCCCUCAACUCAAUCCGGAUGUCUCGCGGUUCUUACCUAUUUCUCUGCAUAGGAAAAGUCAUAUCGACUCAUAAGCAAGUCAUUGCUUUGUCAUCUGUUAACUCAUCUAUCAUCUGCAUACCUCAUUCAUGGACCUUCGAGUGCCCUGAGCUUACGAAUGAAGAACUUCCAGAGUUUCUGCAGAGUCUCAUGAACCAACUGGUUGCUAAAAGUAUCAUGGAGAAGCACACACCCGCUGGUGUCACUUUAGUUCAUGAAGCCAGUCCUUCCUUGAAGACGCUGCUUUCAGAAAGUGCUAAACGGGAUGGUAUUGAGUUCUUGUUUACUGGUGAAACCGGCUCGAGUUCAGAUCACGUAAAGAGUUUGAAGAUACACCCUGCGUCUUCAGAACGUACUCUCCGCCGCGUGGUUCGGAAUGGUGUAAAAUCUAUCUUCGACCUAAGCACCGCGAAAACCUUCGCGGGCACAAUAUCGAAGGCUUUUCCUAAGUUACCUGUUCGUCAUAGUUCCUGGUUCUCUCGGAGCAAAUCAGAUCUCACUGCAAGCUUCGAAGAAGAAAACUUAUCAAAGUUGUUGCCUAGCAUUCAGGAUAUGACAACUCUUGAGUUGUUCCCCGCCAAUUCUGGAUGCAAAGUUUUCUCCAUAGCAGACAUAUCAUCUUUGACACCAGCAAAGCAAAGCCUCGAAGCGAUAAUUUCCUGGGAGGUGGAAAACCCAGUCCAUGUUGCAAUAACAGCUAUCAAAUCAACGACACUUUUCUCUGCGAACAAGACGUAUCUUCUCAUUGGAUUGACAGGAGAGCUAGGUCAAUCUUUGACUCGAUAUAUGGUAUCUAAUGGAGCAAGAUGUAUUGUCAUAGCCAGUCGAAAACCACAAGUCGCGCCCGAAUGGCUCCAAGAGAUGGCGGAUGAAGGCGCAUUGAUUAAAGUGUGUGCACUGGAUCUGACACUCCGGAAAUCACUUGAAGAUCUUGUUGGAGACAUAAGGAGCACCCUACCACCGAUCGCUGGUGUUGCCAAUGGUGCCAUGGUCUUAUUCGAUAAGGCCUUCUCUGACAUGACCUUCGAUCAAAUGAACUCAGUGCUUGAACCUAAAGUUUCAGGUACAAGAUAUCUCAAUGAACUGUUCCAGGAAGACACGCUCGAUUUCUUCAUACUCUUCUCAUCCCUCGCUUCCGUCGUUGGCAACCGUGGACAGUCGAAUUACAACACCGCCAAUAUGUUCAUGUUAAGCACUGCUCGACAAAGACGUAUCAAAGGUCUUGCUGCGAGCGUGCUUAGCAUUGGCAUGAUUAUUGGUCUUGGUUAUGUGUCUAGAAUGGGUAGUGCCACUGAAAAGCCGCUUCGAAAAUUGAACUUCAUGCCAAUAUCGGAGCGAGAGUUCCAUACUAUGUUCACAGAGGCCAUUGUAAAUGGGCGUUCCGGAUCUCAAGAUGAGUCAGAUAUUAUUGUUGGCCUGGCGGAAACCUUAGAUGCUUCAGCCAAUGUGGAACAACCUCCAUGGUUUACGAAUCCCAGGUUCUCGCAUCUCGUGAACAAAGGAGCUCCCGUAUUCCAGGUCGAAAGCAGUGUCAAGAUCAUUGCUCCAGUUGCAGAUCAACUGAGCGGUGUAACCAGUCACGAAAUCGCUAUUGGGAUAUUGCAGGUCAACUUCCUGUCAAAACUUGGCCUUAUGGUGCAAGAAGAUCCUCAAAUGAUUAAUAUAAACACACCGUUGACAAGCCUUGGAAUUGACUCACUUAUUGCAGUCGAGAUUCGGACAUGGUUCUUGAAGGAAAUGAAAAUGGAUUUCCCAAUCUUCAAGAUCCUGGGACAAGCUACGGUUGCAACGCUUUGUGAAGAAACAAUUUCGGCAAAGAUGGUUGACUGCUUGCAUACCAACGAGGUUCAAGUCUCCAAGCCGCUUUCGCCGAUUGCUAUAACAGUCUCAGAUAUUGACCUGGAAUCUCCUGGACCAAGCACUGAAAGCACAUCAACAUCAGGCAGCGCAUCGACCACGACUUCUCUCUCUGUGGCUGAAGCGAGCCCAAAGUCACCCCUUUCCGAAACAUCCGACUUUCAAUCUAGUUCAGGCAUAGAUGACAUUCCGAAGCUCGACUUUGUUCAUACAUUUGGACUAUCUUCGGGUCAAUCUACGCUUUGGUUGUUGCGCUCCUAUCUCAAGAAUAAAUCAACCCAUAACAUCGUGGUUCAAUACACGCUUCGCGGCAAUCUAGACCGCCGAGCGCUUGAAAGCUCGAUUUCAAAAACAAUUCAGAGGCACGAGAUCCUACGUACAUGCUUCUACUCCGAUCCAAUCAGUGAGAAAGCUACGCAAGGAGUGCUUGCUCGAUCUCCAUUUGCUAUGAAUUAUCUUGAGCUAUCUACUGAAUCCGAGGUUCAAGGCGAGUUUGACAACAUGAGGAAGAACGAGUUUGAUUUGGAGAAUGGUCAUUCUUUUGAUGUGACUCUAAUCCAUCGAUCGGAUGGUACACAUGAAAUCGUAUUCGCUGCGCAUCACAUCCUGAUGGAUGGUGUUAGCUGGAACGUGCUCAUGCACGAUAUUCAGAAAGCAUACCUCAAUGGCUAUUUACCGCCCCUUGGUAGUCAGUACUCCGAAUAUGUAGAAAAUGAAGCAAGAAUUAUAGGAUCUGGUGAACUCAACAACCAAUUAGCUUACUGGAAAAAAGAGUUCUCAAUACUCCCGCAACCUUUGGGACUAUUGCCAAUCUCGAAGGUGGGAGCGCGUCAGAGCAUGGAUUCAUACGAUACCAGAACUGUGUCUCUCAGUCUUGAUGCAGAAGUAGUCGCGAGAGUUCGUAAAGCCAGCAGAGGACUUAAUUCGACCCCUUUCCAGUUUUACUUGUCCGCUUUGCAAGUACUGUUAUCUCAACUGGCAUCGCAAAACGAAAUUUGUAUCGGCAUGGUCGAUGCAAAUAGAUCUGAUUCGAGAUUCAACGAAAAUAUCGGUUAUUUCAUCAAUACUCUUCCUCUCCGUUUUCAAAUCAAUGAAGACGACUCCUUUGAAACGAUCAUUUCCAAUACCAAGAACAAAGUCUACGGAGCUAUGGAGAAUUCACAAAUACCGAUUGAUGUGCUCCUCGAGAAGUUGAAGGUACCGCGGUCAGCGACACACUCGCCCUUAUUCCAGGUUCUAGUCAACUAUCGACUUGGCGCUUUGGAGCAAAAGAUGUUAGGCAAUUGUGAGAUGACAGACGCGAAAUCGAGCGUGUCUAUGACCCCGUAUGAUUUGACGCUUUUGAUUCUCGAGACGUCUGAUGGCGGAUGUCUUCUUCAAUUUGACACACAAAAUUAUCUCUAUUCGGAGGAAGACUCGAGCCAUCUCUUGAAAAUAUAUUCGCGUCUCCUCGACACUCUUUCACGGGAUUCUCACCUAGCUCCAAAACAGUGCAAGUUGUUUGACGAGGAAGAGAACCGAAAGUCGCUUGAUAUUGGAGUGGGGCCCUCAGAAGCGCUCGAUGACUCGAGGACUCUAGUCCAUCAGAUUGAUGAGCAUGCUUUAGCCAGUCCUGAAGCUAUUGCACUUACGGAUAGUUCAGGCGAGUCCAUAACCUACGAAUCGUUACGUGCGACCUCCAUGGCAAUCGCUUCGGCCAUUGGGUCUCUGUCGCAACCUGAAGUGACAGUCGGCUUGCUAUUCGAGCCAUCUAUCGACGCCGUUUGUGCCAUGAUCGCGACGCUAAGGAUUGGGGGAAGGUGUGUCCCUCUGGACUUGAGUAAUCCACUGACGCGGCUCAACGCCAUUUCAAACGACUGUAAACCAGAUGUCAUUCUCUACCACGGUGCAACCAGCGGAGCAUGUUUGGACUUGGAUGCAAAAAACUGUCUCAUGUGGGACAUCUCGGACAUCGAAGUGAUCCCGCGCAAAAAGUCGGUCAAUCUGGGACGUGGCGAACAAGAAGCCUUCAUAAUAUAUACGAGCGGUACAACGGGGAUUCCGAAAGGAAUUCGUUUAACUCAUCGAAAUCUCACCAACGCUAUUUUUGGAAUCGGAAACUUCCUCGGCAUUGGAAAAGAGACCGUGUUGCAACAAAGUUCUAUGAGCUUCGACUUAUCGAUAGCCCAAAUAUUCCUCGGGCUUGCAAAUGGUGGGAAAGUUGUCAUUGCUGCAAGAGAGCAGCGAGGAGACGCAAUCGCUUUAUCAAAUCUAAUGCUGGAGCACAAUGUCACGUUUACUUUCUGCGUCCCUUCCGAGUAUUCAAUUCUCCUUCGAUACGGAACAGUAGCACUUAAGAAAUGUCGGAACUGGCGCACUGCACUAAGUGCCGGCGAAAGAAUGACCGGUCGAAUCAAGGGGCUCUUCAGUCAACUUGCAAUACCUGUCUCUCUGUUCAAUGGCUAUGGGCCGGCGGAGACAACAAUUGUGACCCAUAUCGGAAAAGUGGCAUAUGACGAUAGUUAUGUGGAAAAUGGCGAAGAAUAUUUAUCUGUGGGAAAAUCAUUAAUGAAUGCCACCACAAGAAUAUUGGAUGCAGAUGGGCUACCUGUCCCAGCUGGGUUUCCAGGAGAAAUAUACAUUAUGGGAGCAAAUGUCGCCGCUGGGUAUACUAAUGCUGAAGAAGAAGAUUUUGAGAGAUUUGGUAUCGACCAAUAUACUAAAGGCAGUGACACGCUCAAUCGAUCAUACCGUUCUGGUGACCGUGGAAGAAUACUUAGCGAUGGAACUCUCAUUCCACUCGGACGUAUGCAAGGAGACAGUCAGGUAAAAAUCCGCGGAUUGCGUGUAGAGCUCGAAGGCAUUGCGAAUGCAAUCCUCUCAGCAGCCCAAGGAGACUUAGCGGAGGUUGUCGUUGUUGAGAGAGAGGAGAUCGAGAUGCUAGUGGCAUAUGUGACCUUUGUCAAAGAGGAAGUCGAGCGGAAUCAAAAUCAAUAUCUCGAAUCUCUUCUGGAGCAGCUUCAAAUGGCCGAUCAUGUACGCCCGAAAUUUCUCGUUCCGCUUGACAAACUUCCUCGUACGGCGAAUGGGAAAGUUGAUCGGACAAGUUUGAAAGUAUUACCAAUACACACCACUAGCACUUUUGAUUCCGAGCAGAUCUCGCUAUCGAAAUCAGAAGAAAGGAUGAGCAAAGUCUGGAGAGCCGUUCUUCGAGAAGACAAAUCCAAUCCGCUUACUAUCACCAAAUAUACGGAUUUCUUUCGACUCGGUGGGAACUCGCUUCUAGCAGUUGAAUUACAAGCUGCCGUACGCGCAGAAUUCGGUACGCUGUUGGAUCUCAGGGUAUUCUUCAAGGCAAGCAGUUUGCAUAGUAUGGCCUCGAGACUUAUGACGGGUCAAGAGGAUCUUGAUCAAAAAAUUGACUGGGACGCUGAAACUUCACUGGGUCAAGAGUUGAAACUUUCGAUUCCCUCACAGCCACUUACUACUUCUCCAUCUACCACAAAACGAGUCCUCCUUACCGGCGCCUUCGGUUUCCUCGGCAAAGCCAUCCUCCAAGAUCUCGUCAACAACGCCCAAGUAUCAGAAAUCCACUGCGUCGCCAUCCGCCAACCACCAAACCUCCCACCCCGCAAAUCUCCCAUCACAUCCCCCAAAAUCCACAUCUACGCCGGCGAUCUCUCACUCCCCCGUUUCGGCCUCUCAGAGACCGAAUUCAAUAUGAUAUCAACGAGCAUCACAACCAUAAUCCACAAUGGCGCCGAAGUCUCAUUUAUGAAAUCCUACCACUCCCUCUCGGCCGUGAACGUCAACGCGACGCGCGAGAUCCUAAAAUUCAGCCUCCCUAACCGCGCACACAUCCAUUUCGUUUCCACGGGCGGCGUGGCGGAUAUCCUUGGUCCCGACAACGAACUAAUGGAAGUCCCUGUGCCGGAAUCUCUUACACCUGAUUCUGUGCGUGAGAUCUCAGGAUACGUAGCGUCAAAAUGGGCUGCGGAGCGGGUGCUUUUUAAUGCUGCAACGCAAUUGCAGUCGAGGGUGUGGAUCCAUCGACCGAUGUACAUUAUAGGCGACGAAGCACCGAGCACGGAUCUUGUUAAUGCGAUUUUGAAGUUCUCUGUGAAGAUGAAAAGGGUUCCGGAUCUUUCGCACUGGAAAGGGUCCUUUGAUCUCGUGUCUGUGGAGAACGUCGCUGCUGGUAUUGUUCAUGCGGCUGUGGAUGGCGAGGGUGAGGAUGGAAAAGUAGUUGUUAAACAUGAGGCUGGGGAUUUUAUGGUGUCGUGUUCGGGGCUUGGGGAGCAUAUAUUGAAGGAGUAUGGGGUUGAGUGUGAGGUUGUUGGGUUUGGGGAGUGGAUCCGAGCUGCAGAGGAGUGUGAGUUGCCUGCUAUGUUGGGGGGUUAUUUGAGGGGGAUUGUGGAUUUGGAGGUUACUUUGCCGAGGUUGGGAAGGAGUUGA
This is a messenger RNA of Glarea lozoyensis ATCC 20868, 11931 nucleotides long. Its product is annotated as Acetyl-CoA synthetase-like protein. NCBI's taxonomy places the organism in Eukaryota, Fungi, Ascomycota, Leotiomycetes, Helotiales, Helotiaceae. The record is from RefSeq and is a predicted model, not a curated record. The coding region runs from base 1 to 11931 and encodes 3976 amino acids. Gene Ontology annotation, molecular function: 3-oxoacyl-[acyl-carrier-protein] synthase activity; fatty acid synthase activity; phosphopantetheine binding. Gene Ontology annotation, biological process: fatty acid biosynthetic process; secondary metabolite biosynthetic process. The transcript has 2 exons.